Chilo suppressalis (striped riceborer) is the source of this 2102-nucleotide messenger RNA. NCBI's taxonomy places the organism in Eukaryota, Metazoa, Arthropoda, Insecta, Lepidoptera, Crambidae. The record is from the annotation of a GenBank genome assembly.
ACAAAAGCAGAUAUGAGUUUACAGAGAAUACAGAGAUUAAUCCCGUAAACCGCAAAGAAAUCAACGAGGGAAAAAUGAAUUUAUUUUCAAAUUAUCAGAUCAAAUGGACAAAUGGUUAACGUAAAUUAUAGAAGAAAUUAUACAUUAUUUCCGUACAGUUAACUAUCGCAAUUUUAAAUUGUUAACAGUUCUUUCUUAUUCAAAAACUUAACCUGGAUUCUCAUAUAAUGUCAUCAAAUCCUGAUUCAAGUCUGUUGCAGAGAACAAUCGAGCUGAACUAUGCUAACAAAAAACGUGCUAGUUCUUUAAAAUGGAUUGUGGUGAAUACCAUAGUUUUCCUGGUCUUCGCCUAUGAUUUAUGGGGCGGGUGCGGACACGGGUGGUGGUCGGGGCUGAGCGCACUGCAGGUGGUGGAGGCGGCCGCGUGCGGCGUGGCGGCCUGCAACCUGCUGCAGCACGCUCUCAGCGGGCGCGGGCCCGCGCGGCGACCGGUGCCGCUCACGCCGGCGCAGCGGCGCCUGCUGGGCCUGCAGCACACUAGGCUGGAUUCGUCGUUCCGCGAAGUGAGUCCAGAAGCGCAAUUACGUCCGCAGCCAUCGGAUAGAAGCGAUGACUUAGAAGUGUCACCUCUAGCGAGCGGGCGCACGUGGGGCUCGGACCCGACGUCGGGCCCGGGGUCGGGUCCGGGGUCGGGCCCGACGUGGUCGCCGGGGUCUCCGCCGUCCCCGCAGCUGUCGCCGUACUCGUCGCCCGCGCGGUUCCCGCACGACGAGUUCAUCGCCGACCAUACGGUGCUUGCCGAUUACCUGAGGAGGCGAGAGGAGGGCGAAUCUCGCGUCAACGAGGGCUCUACGUGGGCGUGGGUGGAGCCGGGUGUGGGGGCGGGUGUGGGGCUGGGGCCGGGGCUGGGGAUGGGGCCGGGGCUGGGGCUGGGGCCGGGGCCGGGGCUGGGGCUGGGGCCGGGGGCUGCCUACCAGCUAGCUACUAAUGAUACAGAGGGUGAAGAUGGUUUAGACGUGAGUGGGGGCGGGUCCGGGAAGGGACCGGGCGCAGGACCGGGCGCGGGACCGGGGGCGGGGACCGGGGCGGGGUCGCCGCAGGUGUGGCGCCGCCUGCAGCUCGACCCGCGCCGCCUCACGCAGUUCAACCUCAACCUGCGCCUGUGGCUGCAGGUGACGAUCCUGGAACGCGUCGUACGGGAGAUGGACGCCCUGGAUGCCGCGCUGUCGGCACACGGGCUGCCACCGCGCUCCUUGGGGCAGGUGGGGCUCGAGCGACUGCGGCAGGUGGCGGGAGGCGCCGCGCUGCUGCCCUUCCUGGCGCCCUUCACCGACCAGCAGUACGUGGUGCGCCGGUACAGGGAGUUGUCGACGGGCGGAUGUCUGAGCGAAUACAAGUGGAACGGAGGCGGCGCCGGCUGGGACGACGCGAGACCCGCUGAUGCCGAGCUCCUACUGCACGCCUUCAGUGCCUAUAUGGACGCUCAACUGCCGCAUGAGGUGGGCGGCGGGCGCAACAACCUGGUGCACAUCCUGCUGGUGUUCAUCGCGGUGUGCGCGCGGCGACACCCGCCCGCGCUGCGGCGCCUGCAUCUGGGCCGCGCCGGACUCAACAUGCUGUGGAUCAUCGGACGGUGAGGUGUGCCACCGAUACCUCUGACAGCUCCCUAAUCACACCGUCAUCAUCAAAUUUUGUAUGAAAGAAGCCGGUUCGUUCUUCCGUCCGGCAGAGAUGCUGCUCAGUUUUCAUAGCAACUUUGAAAAAACGAUUGAUUACGGAGCUGUCAAAAUUCGUGCUCAGACCUCCGAUCGAGUACCUACUUUGAUAUAAGAUAACAGACUGUUAAGACAUGAGUGUGUGCGAUUCCAUCGUGUUUUGUAAUUAAAAAGAAAUGUAUUUUUACAAUUAACGUUUUAAGUUUGUGAAUCAAUAAAAUGUGGAAAAACCAUAAUGUUUAUUUAUUUUAUAUGUACCUCCCAUUUUGCUAAAUCGAUUCUUAACUUUUUAUCUAUAGACCGACGCCUAUGGAGUGUGACCGUUAAAUUUCAAUUCUACUUAACCACUAUGUUUCGAAAUGCAAUAUUCUGUCAAUGCUUAGUAGA